GGCGGGGCUCGUAAACAGAGAAAUCUAAAUAAAGGAUCGUGCAGAAAUUUACUCCAAAGUAUCUCACUUUUCUCGACAAGUAAGAGGUAAAUCUCGUGUGAUGCCGAUACGCCGAGCAGCAGCGACUCCAACCCAGGAGAAGGACCCCUCCGCUGCUGCAGAAAAAGAGCCUGAAGCUUCCUCAGAGGAGUCGCCCUCUGCUGACGAGGAGCAGGCAGCAUCUUCAGCUGCAACAGCUGAGGUGGAGGAGGGCGAGGGUGAUGGUGUGGGCGAGACGGAGCCCUCGGAGAAUGGAGAGAAGGCUGAUGAAGGAGCCGAGCCGGAGAAGGGAGGGAAGGGGACAGAGAAGAAAGAUGACAAAUGCAAGGACUGCGCGGCUGGACAGUGCGCAACACACUGCUAUGUUCUCCUACUAAGGUUGAAAGAUGGCUACAAGUACGAGAAAUCCAAAGUCAAGAAGGUGAAAAGGACGAUUCCUGCGUGGGCUAGUGUCAGUGCCAGCAAAAAACUUCCUGUUACCAACUUUGCAGGCACUCACAACAAAGUGGAUAAUAUCCUCAUUGAAGCUAUUACGUCUUCUAAUGACAAGUCUGGAGUUUCAUACCAGUCUGUCAUGAAAUAUAUCGUCAAAAAAUACCCAGGCAUGGAGCUUGACAAGAAGAAGUUUCUCAUCAAGAAAGCUAUGAAGAAACAUUUGGAGAAGGGCACAAUUAAACAGCUGAAGGGUAAAGGCCUUUCAGGAACCUUCAUCAUUGGGAAGCAGUCCAACCUGUCUAAGAAAUCUGUUCAGAAGCAGGAGUCUCUGGGAGAUGCUCUUCCUCUCAUCAUCACUCGGCUCUGUGAGCCCAAAGAGGCCUCCUACAACCUGAUCAAGAAAUACCUGGAGCAGCACUUCCCCAGCCUCAACAUCGAGAACAGGCCAGAGGUCCUAAAAACAGCUUUGGUAAAAGCAGUAGAGAAAGGACAACUGGAGCAGAUCACUGGGACAGGAGCCAGAGGGACUUUCCAGUUGAAGCGGACUGGGAACCAGGUCCUUCUGAAGGGCAGCACCUUGGAGGACGCUAUCACAGCCGCCAUCACAGCUAUGAAUGAACCUAAAACCUGCAGUACCAACACUCUACGCAAAUACCUAUUAGACGCCAACAAGGACAGAAAAGAGUACCAGUUAGUGGCCAAUCUGAGGAGGACCCUGACGAAGUGUAAAGUCCUAGGAUGGAUGGAGCAGAUCACUGGUCAUGGCUUCACAGGGACCUACCAGCUCUCGUUCCCUUUCUACCCCAGUCCUACCAUCCUGUACCCAGACAAGUUCAAAGAGCUUCAGAAUAAAAACACAACAAAACCUGCACCUCCAGCCAAGCGGAGGCGGGUGGCUGACUCCUCUGACGAGGAAGAAGAAGAGUCAGAAUCGGAAGAGGAGGAAGACGACUCAGUGGACGACCCUCCCUACCGUAAGAGGAAAUAUCAGAAGAGGCCUCCAACCAAGGCGCGCCGUCCCCCACCUACCAAGAAAUCUCGGACCGCUAGUCAGACAAAAGCUAAAGGCAGGGGACAUGCCCUCGCUAAGAAGUCUCCAGCCAAGAAAGCAGUGUCUUCAGCCAAGAGAUUGGGAAAGAAACAGUCAUCCUCCAAGAAAGAAUCCAAGGCGCCAACUAAAGCCACACCUGUAAAGAGAGGAGCUCCUGCGAGAAAGCCCAAAACGCCAGCAGUUAAAAAGCUGAACAGGAGGGCGUCUAAGCGACCUGUUUCCAGAGAGUCAUCCCCUGAGGAGGCUGUAGUCACAAAAGAGACUCCAAAGAGCGGGUCCAAGCGAUCUAAACGUACAGAGUCGACCCCUGCGGAGCCCACAGUUAAAAAGUCGGUGACCAAAAGUGGAUCCAGUCAGCCCGAGUCUGAAGACUCGUCCAAUGAGGAACCUGCAGUCAAAAAGUCGGCGGCGAAAAGUGGAUCCAGUCAGGCCAAACCGGCAGGGUCCAAGCGGCCUGUAGUCAAAAGAGGGGCGAAGAGCAGCAAGCAGUCCACUCGUAAGUCCAAGAGAGGGAAAUGGUGAGCCCAGGAGUGCCUUCCACGAACUGGGCCGCUCUGAAUAUGCAGCAGUCUGCCGCUUUGCUUCAGUGCUCUCUCUCUUUUUAUCAUUGUUUUCUCCCUUUUUAAUGGGACAGUAGUUUUUUUUUUUUUUUUUUUUUUUUUUUUUUUUAUUAUUUCUAUCGUAAAAUAAGAACGUUAUCCUAUCCUAACAUUAAGUUUACUGUACAUUGAGAGUUUCUGAAUUUCCUUUUUAAUCACCAUGUGUAGAGAAGCUCAGUUAGUGUUGCCGUUAAAACAGAUGUGUUACCAGCUGCCAGCUCUGGAAACCAUAGCAGGAUCCCACAUACUGUAACUAGAGCCAUGUAGUGACUUCUGUUUUUAUAUCUCUUCCUUAUCCAAUCUGUAGGUGUUGGCAGCACACAUUCCUAAUAUCAUCUGAAGUGAGAUAUCAGUGUUUUGGAGGGUUGAAAUUUCCAUUUUAAGUUGAAAUGUGGGUUAAAAUGUUUAAACGGAUACUAAUGAUAUUUUAUAAAACACAGAUUUUAAGGUUGUUGUUUCUGUGUCCUGGACACAUUUUUUGGCCACACAGCACUGCAUCAGAAUUUGAAUUGUUAUCCAUAUUUGUCCAUGACUUAUUUGUUUAGUCCUGCUGGUGCCAGGUCGAGGACUCAACAGAGGACAAAACACUAUGUUGGUAUUCAUUUCAAAAUGAGGCAGAUUGGGUAAAAAGUCAUUUUUUGAUAUGUGUGUAAAAAGGCAUAUACAUGAAUCGAUUUUAUUGCUUCACAGUUGUAAUUGAGUACAAAACUGUAAGAAAUGUGUGUUGUGAAUAAGAAAAAGAAGGAUAAUAGCUCAUACAUACCCUGCAUGCAUGUAUUCCUUGUGUUGUUAAGCUUUUUUUCCAAGUCAUUAAUAAAAUGGCUAUAUUUGUAAACUUGCUGAUAAUUUAGUCAUUUAAUAUAGUGGGUAAACAUAUACAAUACAACACAUUCUUCAUGAUUCCAGAACAGAAAGAAGUUUAAGUACUUUUUUAACUUGAUAAUUAGCACAAGAGAAUAUAUGGGUUUAAUCAUUCUACAGAGAACUGCUCUUCCCAACUGUGGGGGGUGCUGCGACAACAGGAUUUUUAAAUGAUUAACUGAAAGAUUUAAGUGAUUCACCAGAUUUAACUAUUUCACUUCCUGGAAGUUCACACAAUAACAGUCUGUAAUGUAUAGGAAUGUGUUGCAUUACUGUCCAAACCAUAUGUAACAAUGAAAGUCCUUUCAGUUUGAGUUCUCAGGUUCAAUCUUCAGAAGCUGGACUGUUGUUUAGGUGGAGUAUUUGUUUUUUUUCCAACUUUGUUUAGACAAACAACAGAGACAUCAUAAUAGCCUUGCAUGUUUAGGUGGGGUUGUUGCAAAUGCAAUCCCAUUAUAUGUUCUCAGGUUCAAAAAUUCUUUAUUACAACAUUUUUUUGACUCCUAUCUGCUAGAUGCUUCAAACUCCAUUCAGAUUAUGUUCAGCUCAAUUAGGACAUUAUCGGAUGUAUUCAUUUUUUUGAUCUUUUUCAUACUUGCCAAAAUAUUUCAGUUUUUUCUGACAUUUUUUCCCAUUAAGAUGAACGGACAAUGUUCAAAAAUGCCAGUUGUCAUUUAUACUUUAAGGCAGAAACUCCAUUCAAAGGUCAAAAUGUUUGGAAACUUUCAUUAAUUUUUGGUUGUACUCAACUUUGAAAUCGCAUUCAUAGUUUUUACACAGUGAUGGUUCAAAUUUAAUGAACGUUUCAGCUAGAAUGGGUGGCAUCACACAGAGUGGGGAUAAGUUCAACUAUUCUGAAAAAUUUCUGUUUAACUCAUCUUCAUUUUCACAUAAUGCUUGCAUCAAUACACCUUAGAUAUUUAAUUGUACACUAUACAUUCUUGUAGUUUUUUUAACUUACAAAUGAGUGUAAAACUAUCUACUGUUUGUUUGACAAAUAGUCACUUGUUCAUUGAAAUGACAAAUUUUUGUUCGCUUUAAAAAACAAAAACACAAAAUUACAAUAUGUCAUGUUGUGCUGUCUUAACAUAAAACUGCCACAAUUUUAUGUUUUUACCAACUUGCUAUUAAGUCGGAGGGUAUGUCCCUACUUGCUUUUAGGCUACUUGUAAUACUUUUAAGUAGGAUUUUGAAUGCACGACUUGAAAUAAAGUA
This is a messenger RNA of Seriola dumerili (greater amberjack), 4200 nucleotides long. RefSeq names its product heterochromatin protein 1 binding protein 3 (gene hp1bp3). Gene Ontology annotation, biological process: nucleosome assembly; heterochromatin organization. The record is from RefSeq and is a predicted model, not a curated record. Bases 101 to 2047 code for a protein of 648 amino acids. Gene Ontology annotation, molecular function: nucleosome binding; structural constituent of chromatin; DNA binding. Gene Ontology annotation, cellular component: nucleus; nucleosome; chromosome. Lineage: Eukaryota; Metazoa; Chordata; Actinopteri; Carangiformes; Carangidae. The transcript is spliced from 13 exons.